Molecule: messenger RNA, 2756 nt
Organism: Ceratina calcarata
Lineage: Eukaryota; Metazoa; Arthropoda; Insecta; Hymenoptera; Apidae
Product: carbohydrate sulfotransferase 5
Exons: 8
Coding region: 231-1469 (412 amino acids)
Biological process (GO): sulfur compound metabolic process; N-acetylglucosamine metabolic process
Molecular function (GO): N-acetylglucosamine 6-O-sulfotransferase activity
Source: RefSeq, a predicted model, not a curated record
UGCGGCCGCCUUCUGCCAGCCGCAGUAAAAGGCCUGGCUGCUGUGUGGGUGGACAACGAUGAACGCUGCUGCUGCUGCUGCUGCUGUUGAAGCUCGCCGUCCACGCGUAUCCCACCGUCGCAAAAUGUCGAGGAAAACGUGAGACCGAGCACCUCGGAGAGACUAGCCGCGUCGCCAACGACUUGGGAGCCUCCGGAUGCAACGAAACAGUUCUAUCCCGAGGACCAGAGAUGUCAAAACGACUGAGCUUCUAUGGUCUGGUAGGCCUGGCGUCCGUUUGCAUCUUCUUCUUAGCGUUUAAUCAACGCUACAGCAGCUAUCUCGAGCAUCGACUGCAGCCGGUGAUAUCGGACGUCGAAAUAAGGCCACGCGUCAUCAAAAUUCAAGAUCCAGUGACGGGAUAUUUCAGAGGGUCCAUUGAGAAUGUCACGCUGUUCGAGGUACAGGAGGUCGUCGACCAACAGUGGAGGGCCAUCGAGAAAGAUAUGGAAGGAUACAAUUAUCCAAACGGAAGAUAUGGAGUUAAUGUUAGCAAAUUGGAAGACCUAGUAUUGGAGAAAGGGGGAAGACCCAUGCGGAGCGUGAUACUGACCAGUUGGCGAAGCGGAAGCACGUUCCUCGGCGACGUGGUCAACGCACAUCCAGCCAAUUUUUAUCACUACGAGCCCCUGCUCGAUUUCGGGAUCGUACAAAUCAGGGGGCCACCUCUCGCCGACGAGGCUCUGAAGAAUCUCGAGUCUCUAUUGAGAUGUAACUUCAGCGACCUCGAUCGAUAUUUGGAUUACGGGAAGACGCAUCCCUGGGUGUUCAAUCAUAAUACUCAUUUAUGGAAGCAGUGUCAGAUCCAUAAGAAACUCUGUUGGGAUCCACGGUUCGUUUCCAAGUUCUGCAGACUGUUCCCCUUCCAGUCGAUGAAGAUCGUUCGUUUGAGGCUACGGGUCGCAGAGAAACUGCUCGAGCAGGAAGAUCUAGGAGUGCGGUUGAUCUUACUGGUUCGCGAUCCUAGAGGGAUUCUCCAGUCGAGGAAGCAUCGGGAAUGGUGUCCUUCGAAUCCCGAUUGCUCGGACCCAGCGCUAGUCUGUGCAGACAUGGUCUCGGACUAUAGCGCCGCUGUGCGAUUAAUAAAAAAAUAUCCUCGUACCUUUCGGGUGGUCCGUUACGAAGAUCUAUCCGUGGAUCCGUACAGAUACGUGAAGGAGUUGUACAAUUUCUACGGUUUAGACUUUCACGUGAACGUGAAGAAAUUCCUGGACACGCACACGAAGAACGACGUCGGCGGUGUUUCGAGCACGUUCCGCAAUUCCAAAGUAGCUCCGUUCCAUUGGCGCACGGAUCUCGAUUUUGCGGAAGUGGACGAGAUCCAGAGAGUGUGUGCGGCCGCUAUGCGGUUAUGGGGAUACGUGAUGGCGUCGAACUCUAGCCAGCAAAAAGAGUUCGACCCGUUGACAGAUUAUCAACUUCAAUUAUGACACGCGUCGGUCAAGACCUGAACGUCUGAAGAAGAUCUGUAUAUGUAAAUCUAUCGUCACUGUGCGGAAACGGUAAUCGUCUGUACAAAUACUCGGAAUUAUCACAAGUGCCCUAUUUGAAAUGGUGCUGAGGACGCUUGCCUAGACAGGCUUAAUAUCGAUUUAGAAAUAUUUCAUUUUUAUAACGAACCAUUUCGAAACACUUUUAAAACUUUCGGAAACCGUCUCGUGAUAUUUUGGGAAAGGAACAGAACUCAGAUUGUCUUUUAUAUCCAGUGCUAGUGGGCAAAUGAGAAAAUGUUUCUAGAUCUGUAUUAGGCGUUACGAUCGAAUCUCCUCAUUCGGCCAAUUCGUUUUCGAUUGGCGUGAAAGAAGAAUUACAGAUAGGAAAUUAUUCGACCUCGUAAGACCAAUGGUGAAAACUUUGUUCCUUAAACAAUUUUAAGAGACGUUAAGUGCUCUUCGAGCUUGUUGCAUAAACGUGCAGAUCGCUCGGGAAUUUCGAUCCAGAUGAUAAUUCACUCUCAUCCGAUCCUAAUUAUCCGACUCUUCUUUCGUCCCUCCGGUGUCAUAUUGACAGCAGUUCAUUGAUCGUAUCACGCCGGUGUCGAAUCGAUACGAGAGGUGAGAGUGAACUGGAUCGACGGUCCCGAGGCAGACUUAGAAUUUUAGACCAGUGGUAUUAGAAUACGGGUCAAGAGGAAUCCCUGGCGAUGCAACAAGGUAACAUCCAUAUCAACGCAUUCAGUAAACCUAAAUAAUAAAUCUUUUUUAGAACUCGAAGUAUUCGUGGCGAUCUUGGUAUAAUAAUAAUAAUAAUAAUAAUAAUAAUAAUAAAAUAAUAACGUAGUAGAAUUUUUCACUAAUAUAGUUUAUUUUUCACGGAGAACUCAUAAUAAAAGAAAUUACUAUUGUCAUGUAAGUUCCUUUUAAAAAUCCGCGUGUUUCAGUUUCGCUGAUGACACGAAUAGGCAAGCCUCAAUGCCGUCGUUACCGUCACCCUAUUUACGAUGUUACGUCGUUAUUAUUUGCCAAGGAAACAGAUUGUACAUUACACUUGUAAUAUAAUUUGUAGCAGUGUUUAUUUUUUAAUAUAUAAGGAGAUACUUGUUUAAGAUAUAUAAUUAUUUGUCCGUGGAGAAAGCAAUUUAUUCAAGCAAUUAUAAAAUGCCCUUAGCGUUAGUAAAGUAAACGUGCUCAACAUUCGUCAGAUAUUACUUUGUACGAUAAAUUGAUAAUUAAAAUUUACUUCUACACUGUAAUAAAGCCCGUGUUUCCAAUUGGGAA